Caenorhabditis bovis is the source of this 2955-nucleotide messenger RNA. Lineage: Eukaryota; Metazoa; Nematoda; Chromadorea; Rhabditida; Rhabditidae. The record is from the annotation of a GenBank genome assembly.
AUGGAAUUGAUUGAAGAUUGGGUUGAUCGCGCAAUGUCUUGUUUCUACAGAGACAGGGACAAGGAUGAUCCGGAAAAAAGAGAAAACUCGCGAUCGGAAGUCGCGAUUUACCCAAUAAGUCUGGAUCCAGCAAAAGUGAAUAAGGAUUUUGAAUGUCUUGUGAAAGAGCUUGGGCUCAGCGAUGAGAAGCAGCAGGAAAUGAACGAUUAUUCGAUAGAGAAGAAAAUGUCGUUGUUGGUUUCUCAAAAUGGCUUACAAACCGAAGACGCUGCUCAAUUCAUACAGUUUCUCGAGCAGCUCAACAAUUCGUUUAUCGUCGAUUCGAACACGUUGCGACAACUCCAAGAACUUGUCAUUUCCUUAAGAACUCAAAGUUUCAGUUACUUGGAGAGCUUUCUAUCGCAAUCGGGCCUCUCUCUACUCACUCAAUUGUUGGACAAGUGUCAUCUACAGUAUUCGUUGGAGCAACCUGCCUUGUUUUUUCUAUACGCUCUGCGGGCUUUGCUCAAUUCGCCGAACGGCCGUACUGCAGUUCUACAGGACGAGAAUGUGCUUCUGAAUAUCGCGCGAGCCGUCGAUUUUCGCGAUUUCAAGUGUAAAAUAGUCGCCAUCGAAAUAUUGGCGGGUUUGUGUUUUAUUCCCGAAGAAGGACACGUUCAAGUGUUGAAGGCGCUUACACAGGUGAGCUCGGUGAUCGGCGAAAGAACGAGAUUCCAAACUCUGGUUUCUGACCUACAUCGAUUGUUUUCGACGGAUCGAGAUACGGAUCGGGUCCGAACCGCCAUUUUCGGACUCAUCAAUGCUUUGUUGAGAACUGGACCAGCUGAGACGUGCGCCACUUACCGCCAGCAUUUGCGCUGCGAGCUGCUCUUGCUCGGUAUGACGACUGCGAUCGGAAUGUGCAGAGCAGGCGCUUCAUCUCGUCUCGAAGAUCAUAUUGAUCUAUUCGAGAUGAUGCGCAAAGAGGACGAACUUUCGGUGUGUUCGACCUCGUCCAGCUCAUCCGAUGCUGGAAUUGAUUCUGGCAAUCAUACCCCGGUCGAUUUCGAAUCUGCAGUAGGAAUGGCUGAAGCGCUAAAUCAGAAGCUCAAGAAUACCCAAGCGCUUCCCCAUUUUAUUUCCUUACUUCAACAUCUAUUUAUGGUCCCUUCCGAUGAGCAACAUGUUCCGCUUUGGCGAUUAUUUGACCUUAUACUCCAACAUUUAACCCUCCAAAGUACCGUUGAAGGAAUUUCGGAUAUCCAUGCGCCUGUGAAGAAUAAUGUAGAUAUGGCUGAAAUUCUCGCAAGACUUCAAAAUCAUUGUGACUAUGAGAGAGUAGAGAAAGAGCUAGAGAAGGCUCGAGAAGACAUGGUUGCUGAAAGAACGCGCAUACUCGAGCUCGAGAAUCGUCUGGCCGAUGCUGGAGAUCAUGGACGAGCAACCAGUGGUAGCAGAAUUUCAAUGGCAUCCACAUCGGCCUCAUCGAGCCCAUCGGACCCAUGUCCUUCACCGCCUCUUCUACCUCCAGUGUGUCCGCCAACUGCCCCACCGCCACCACCACCAAUAAUGGGAUUGAAUGCACCAAAAGAGCAGACACUAAAGAAUGUUCCAGAACCGUCAAAUAACAUGAAACGGCUGAAUUGGCAAAAAUUGUCGGCUGACAAAGUAAAAGGAACAGUUUGGGAUGGAGUAGAAGACGAGAAAAUAUACAAACAGAUGGAUAUGACCGACCUCGCAAGUUGCUUCGCGGCCAGCUCAUCACAUCGAGACGAUGACAAUGACACCAUUUAUGGUACGAUAACUCGUCGAUCCCAAGCAAACAUUUCCGUCAUUGAUCCUAGAAGAUAUCAGCAUUGCAUGAUAAUGUUGAGUAAGCUGAAACUGAGCCACAAUGAAAUAAUUCAAGCGCUGAUGUCGAUGGAUGAGAAUAACAAAUUGCCGAAGGAUAUGAUCGAGCAGAUGUUGAAAUUUGUGCCGACCAAGGAGGAACAAAAUCUAAUAAAUGACGCCGUGCAAAAGCAUGGAACCGCGACGGUUCUUGCGACAGCCGAUCGAUAUCUCUACGAAAUUUCUUUGAUACCUCGAUUUGAGCAGCGACUCCGUUGUCUCAAUAUUAUCCGAUCCUUCCGUGACAGCAUUGACUCUCUCAUUCCUCUGAUCCAGACAGUUACAAAAGCUUCGAUAACAAUGCAAUCUAGCAAACGAUUCCGUCAAUUUCUCACAAUUGUUCUCGCUAUUGGAAAUUAUCUGAAUCAUGGAAAACGAUUGGGAAAUGCUUAUGGAUUCGAAUUAUCAUCAUUAAACCGAUUGAGCGAUGUGAAGAAUUCAACAAGAUCAGAUCGCAAUUUAUUGCAUUGGCUCAUUCAAUUCUUAGAGAAGAAAUAUCCAGAUGUAACGAAGCUUAAAAGAGAUUUGAAUUCUGUUCUGGAAGCGACGAGAUUCAACCAAGCGGAGACUGCGGCUCAAAUUCGGGCUUUGCAAGAAAACUUGCUGACCGUGCGAAAGGAGCUCACAAUUCUGGAAACAUCCGGAAUGACGGAGCUGCCGGAAAGUGUUCCGAAUGAGAACGACCGAUUUGCAGCAGUUGCCAAGUCAUUCAUCAAUUCGGCAACUCAAGAUUACCACAACCUUGAGAAACAAUUUCGAGAUAUGCAACUCAAAUUUUCCGAGUGCACGAAAUACUUCUGUAGUGGUUCAACGACUCCUGAAGAAUUCUUUUCUCUAAUUGCUAAAUUCAUCACAACCUUCUCCGAAUACCAUCAGCAAUUAUGGGCAGAAGUCGAAGAAGAGGAGAAGCUGAAACGACAGACGAUUGCGAGAACGUUUCUAGCCAAAAAAUCAACAACUCGUCGCAAAGAUCAUAAGGAGCAUGACUUCGAGCAACUCAUCAGUGCCCUCCAAUCCGGUGAUAUUUUCAAAGACGAACUCUCCCGAUUGCGCAUCUCAUUUCGAACGAAGAAAAAUGUGAAAUAA